AGGGGACGCGAGCGGGAGGCUCUGCACUCGGCCACCCGGGCUGCGGGGACGGGACGGGUGCCGGCGCGGGCUCAGCGGGCGGGUAGCCGAAUCCAGGCCGGAGCCCGACCACAGCGGGAGGCCGGAGGGCUGUGCGCGGAGAUGGCGGCCGCAGCGGCCGCGGCAGCGGAGGAAGGGAUGGAGCCGCGGGCUCUGCAAUACGAGCAGACCCUGAUGUAUGGCCGGUAUACUCAGGACCUUGGGGCCUUUGCCAAAGAGGAGGCUGCUCGGAUCCGCCUGGGAGGGCCCGAGCCCUGGAGGGGUCCACCUUCCCCUUCAGCUCUCCCAGAGCUCCUGGAAUACGGACAGAGCCGUUGUGCCAGAUGCCGCAUCUGUUCGGUACACUGUCAUAAGUUCCUAGUGUCCAGGGUCGGUGAAGACUGGAUCUUCCUGGUCCUGCUGGGCCUUGUCAUGGCGCUGGUCAGCUGGGCCAUGGACUACGCCAUUGCUGCCUGUCUGCAGGCUCAGCAGUGGAUGUCUCGGGGCUUGAACACCAGCCUCUUGCUCCAGUACCUGGCCUGGGUCACCUAUCCUGUCGUCCUCAUCACUUUCUCAGCUGGAUUCACACAGAUCCUGGCCCCUCAGGCUGUCGGGUCCGGCAUCCCCGAGAUGAAGACCAUCUUGCGGGGUGUGGUGCUAAAGGAAUACCUCACCCUCAAGACCUUCGUAGCAAAGGUCAUCGGACUGACCUGUGCCCUGGGCAGCGGGAUGCCCCUUGGCAAAGAGGGACCUUUCGUGCACAUCGCCAGCAUGUGUGCUGCGCUGCUCAGCAAGUUCCUCUCCCUCUUUGGGGGCAUCUACGAGAAUGAGUCCCGCAACACAGAGAUGCUGGCUGCCGCCUGUGCCGUGGGAGUGGGCUGCUGCUUUGCGGCACCCAUUGGAGGCGUUUUGUUCAGCAUCGAGGUCACCUCCACCUUCUUCGCGGUGCGCAAUUACUGGCGGGGCUUCUUUGCGGCCACCUUCAGUGCCUUCAUCUUCCGGGUCUUGGCGGUCUGGAACCGCGACGAAGAGACCAUCACAGCUCUCUUCAAAACCCGCUUCCGGCUGGACUUUCCCUUCGACCUCCAGGAGCUGCCGGCCUUCGCCGUCAUCGGUAUUGCCAGCGGCUUUGGGGGAGCGCUCUUUGUCUACCUGAACCGGAAGAUUGUCCAGGUGAUGCGGAAGCAGAAAACCAUCAACCGCUUCCUCAUGAGGAAACGCCUGCUCUUCCCGGCUCUGGUGACCCUGCUCAUCUCCACUCUGACCUUCCCCCCUGGCUUGGGACAGUUCAUGGCCGGACAGCUCUCACAGAAAGAGACACUGGUCACUCUGUUUGACAACCGGACGUGGGUCCGCCAGGGCCUGGUGGAGGAGUUAGAGCCGCCCGGAACCUCUCAGGCCUGGAGCCCACCACGUGCCAAUGUCUUCCUCACCCUCGUCAUCUUCAUUCUCAUGAAGGUGGGCUCCUUACAGUUCUGGAUGUCUGCACUGGCCACCACCAUCCCAGUGCCCUGUGGGGCCUUCAUGCCUGUCUUUGUCAUUGGAGCAGCAUUUGGGCGUCUGGUGGGCGAAAGCAUGGCCGCCUGGUUCCCAGAUGGGAUUCACACGGACAGCAGCACCUACAGGAUUGUGCCUGGGGGCUAUGCAGUGGUGGGGGCGGCUGCGCUGGCAGGAGCAGUGACACACACAGUGUCCACGGCCGUGAUCGUGUUUGAGCUCACAGGCCAGAUCGCCCAUAUCCUGCCUGUCAUGAUCGCCGUCAUCCUGGCCAACGCCGUCGCCCAGAGCCUACAGCCCUCACUCUACGACAGCAUCAUCCGAAUCAAGAAACUGCCUUACCUGCCUGAACUGGGCUGGGGCCGCCACCAGCAGUACCGGGUCAGAGUGGAGGACAUCAUGGUGCGAGAUGUUCCCCAUGUGGCCCUCAACUGCACCUUCCGAGACCUGCGGCUGGCACUGCACAGGACCAAGGGCCGCAUGUUGGCCCUAGUAGAAUCCUCUGAGUCAAUGAUCCUCCUGGGCUCCAUUGAGCGCUCACAGGUGGUGGCAUUGCUGGGGGCCCAGCUGAGCCCAGCCCGCCGGAGGCAGCACAUGCAGGAGCGUCGAGCUGCAAAGACCCCUCCACCGCCUGAUCAGGAGAGUCUCCCCAGCCCUGAGACCUCCGUCCGCUUCCAGGUGAACACAGAGGACUCGGGCUUCCCUGCUGCCCGAGGGGAGACUCACAAGCCCCUGAAGCCUGCUCUCAAGAGGGGGCCCAGCAACUCCAUGAGCCUCGGGGAGAGUUCCCCAGGGAAUGUGGAGCAGGCUGGCAUCGCCCUCAGGAGCCUCUUCUGUGGCAGUCCACCCCCCGAGGCUGCUUCGGAGUUGGAGAAGUCAGAACCAUGCGACAAGCGCAAGCUGAAGCGGGUCCGAAUCUCCGUGGCAAGCGACUCAGACCUGGAAAGUGAAAUGACCCCUGAGGAGAUCCUGGAGUGGGAGGAGCAGCAACUAGAUGAACCUGUCAACUUUAGUGACUGCAAAAUUGACCCUGCCCCCUUCCAGCUGGUGGAGCGGACCUCUUUGCACAAGACUCAUACCAUCUUCUCACUGCUGGGAGUGGACCAUGCCUAUGUCACCAGUAUUGGCAGACUCAUUGGAAUCGUCACUCUAAAGGAGCUCCGGAAGGCUAUUGAGGGCUCCGUCACAGCACAGGGCGUGAAAGUCCGGCCGCCCCUCGCCAGCUUCCGUGACAGUGCCACCAGCAGCAGUGACACAGAGACCACUGAAGUGCAUGCACUCUGGGGGCCCCGCUCCCGCCACGGCCUACCCCGGGAGGGCAGCCCUUCUGACAGUGACGACAAGUGCCAGUGAAUUCCUCCGCAGGUGGCCUGGGGCGGUGGUGGCCCUGACUGUCCGCUCAGCCCCUGCAGCUCUCCUGUGCCUCCUGCCUUGGGCAAGCAGGAGGCAGCUAUGUCCAAAGGUUAGAGCCCUGGCCCCCCUUCCAGGCCGGGGGCACCAGCUUCUCCCAGUUCCUCCUACCUGGAAUGAGACCCAGCUCCCACCUGCGGCGAGUGUCCCUUUCAAGGGCAGGAAGGUUGGCACUGCCCUGGCGGGACGGGGGUGGGGUCGCUUGACCCCUGCUGCCCCUUUGAGGAGCAAAGGGGUAGAACUAAGAUGGGUUUAUACUGGAACCUCCAAUGACCAGAUGUAUAUAGAGAUUUACAAAGAUUUUUAUAUUAAUUUAAUAAAACAAAUUCUCAAAUAGAACAAAAUAAACACCUAAUGAGCCACUUAUGUAUAGAA
Phyllostomus hastatus (greater spear-nosed bat) is the source of this 3300-nucleotide messenger RNA. It is a transcript of the gene CLCN2, whose product is annotated as chloride voltage-gated channel 2. Bases 142 to 2868 code for a protein of 908 amino acids. Gene Ontology annotation, biological process: transmembrane transport; chloride transport. NCBI's taxonomy places the organism in Eukaryota, Metazoa, Chordata, Mammalia, Chiroptera, Phyllostomidae. Gene Ontology annotation, cellular component: membrane. Gene Ontology annotation, molecular function: voltage-gated chloride channel activity. The transcript is spliced from 24 exons. The record is from RefSeq and is a predicted model, not a curated record.